AUGGGGUGGUCGACCUCGACACCGCAACGCGUGGGCGUUGCCGCCCUAGACGCGGUGAUGGGCACACCGGCGACGCGUAAGAAUCAGAGAACAGCAGCCACUAACGGCGACUCAAGCUCCCGCGCAAGCAGCGGCCGGUUCCAGCGGCUUGAGGUGCUCGGCGCAGGAACAUUCGGCGUCGUCUACCGGGCGAGGGACCGCCGCACGGGUGAGAUCGUGGCGGUGAAGUGCCUCCGUGCGAGCGACGGCGCCGGCGACGCCGAACGCUACCUCUUCGACUUCGCCAGCGAGGUCAGUGCUCUCGAGGCGUACAGCGGCCACCCGUCCAUCGUUCAGCCGCGUGGCUCCGGCCAACUUGACAGCGGGGCUUUCCUCGCCAUGGAGUUUGUGGGGCCGACUCUCAGGCACGUCAUGAAGCAUGUCCGCUUUGGGAGGAGGCACACCGAGCUGGAGGUUCGUCUUCUCAUGAGGCAGCUUCUCGCCGGCGAGAGGAGGAUGAAUCGUCUCGGCCUCAUGCACCGGGACCUGAAGCCGGAGAACGUGCUUGUGGACAGCCACGGGAACCUCAAGAUCUGCGACCUGGGGCUAUCGUGCAGCAUGGCCGACGGGCCGCCCUACUCUAAUCCUAUUGGGACACGGGGAUAUCGCGCGCCAGAAAUCCUCCUCGGGUCCACGGAUUACGACGAGCGUGUCGACUCAUGGGCUCUCGGUGUCAUGAUGGCCGAGCUCCUCGCCGGCCAGCACCCUUUCCAUGGGAGGUCGGACAUGGAUCACCUCAGCGAAAUCUUGGCCCUUCUUGGCAUGGCAGACAUCAAGGAGUGGUCGGGCUACGAUGGGCGGCGGCUACCUAGCGGAUGCCAACCAGGAAGCUUCUUGCGCAACAAGUUCCCAUGUCCCGCUGAGGCCAGGAUAAAAGGACCGCCAACACUGUCGGAGGCUGGUUUCGAGGUCUUGAGCGGUCUUCUACAAUGCAACCCGGAGAAGAGGCUCACGGCGGAGCAAGCGCUCAAGCAUCGGUGGUUCAAGGACGCCAACCCUAGAGCUACCAGGAGUUGA
Messenger RNA from Triticum turgidum subsp. durum (durum wheat), 1056 nucleotides. The record is from the annotation of a GenBank genome assembly. NCBI's taxonomy places the organism in Eukaryota, Viridiplantae, Streptophyta, Magnoliopsida, Poales, Poaceae.